This is a messenger RNA of Vicia villosa (hairy vetch), 624 nucleotides long. RefSeq names its product cucumisin-like. Gene Ontology annotation, biological process: proteolysis. Bases 1 to 624 code for a protein of 207 amino acids. NCBI's taxonomy places the organism in Eukaryota, Viridiplantae, Streptophyta, Magnoliopsida, Fabales, Fabaceae. The transcript is spliced from 3 exons. The record is from RefSeq and is a predicted model, not a curated record. Gene Ontology annotation, molecular function: serine-type endopeptidase activity.
AUGGCUUUCAUUGGCAGUGCUGGAAUCGGUGUUUUAAAUGUAGCAAGAAAAACAAUGGCAAGAAUGCUGGCAAAACAAAUGAGCCCAGACUGUGACGCAGAAUUUGCGUAUGGAGCCGGACAAAUUAACCCUAUAAAGGCUUUAUAUCCUGGUUUAGUGUAUGAUGCAAAUGAAGAAGACUACAUUAAGUUUUUAUGUGAUCAAGGUUUAAAUAUGUCUAUGUUACUCCAAAUCACAGAGAGUAUAGUCAAUUGCCCUGAGAGAGGACAUAUGACACCAAGAAACUUAAAUUAUCCUUCUUUUGCUUUCAAAGUCCCCCGGAUUAAACAUCACUUGAAUGCACGCUUCAAAAGAAUAGUUACAGAUGUAGGGUUACCUAUGUCUACAUAUAGAGCAUUUGUAACCGCUCCAAAAGAACUUAACAUUUCAGUGACCGCCAACGUUUUAUCAUUCACACCAUUGGGAGAAAAACAAAAUUUUAUUACUAUAAAUGGGAAAUUGAAGAAGUCAAUUGGCUCAGCUUCUUUGACAUGGGGCGAUGGUAAAUAUCAAGUGAGGAGUCCUAUUGUUGUGUUUUAUGAGCGCGAGCGGUGGAAGGAAAGGGUGCCAAUUUAUAUAGGAUAG